This is a messenger RNA of Jaculus jaculus (lesser Egyptian jerboa), 993 nucleotides long. It is a transcript of the gene Znrf4, whose product is annotated as zinc and ring finger 4. Gene Ontology annotation, cellular component: nucleoplasm; cytoplasm. The record is from RefSeq and is a predicted model, not a curated record. The coding region runs from base 1 to 993 and encodes 330 amino acids. The transcript has a single exon. Lineage: Eukaryota; Metazoa; Chordata; Mammalia; Rodentia; Dipodidae.
AUGGGGCGGUCCACGUGGGCCCCAGUGGUGGUCACAGCCUCACUGAUGGUGUCCCUGCUGCUGGCAUCUUUGGAGGUGGUGGUGUGGGCCAUGCCCCAUGACAACAGGAGCUCGGCUGAUUUCUCCGAUCUCUUCUUGGGGGUCCCUGCAAGCCCGGAGGGCAUGGGGAUCUGUCUGACCGAAGCCAAGGCAACCAACACAUGCCACCCCUCAAUGGGCAACCACUCGCUGGACACCAUCGUGCCCUUCCGACGGUCAGGCUGCAAGGUCAGGGCCGGCUUCAAGGCUGCCACUGUCCAUGACAAGGACCCCGGGGACCUGCGGAGGCAGAGGGCCAUCCCAUCCACAUGGGUGGGCAAGGCCACUUCCCGUGACCUGAGGGUCAUUGCGCUCUGUGACAAGUCAGCCCACACACUGCUCCUGUCCGAGGCCACACCGUGUCCAGUACUGGACUGUCACCCGGCGCUGGCUGUGUCCUGGGUGCUGGGCCGUGCCCUGGCCCUGAUGGCGACCACGCUGCUCGUGUCACGCCGCCUGUGGCUGUGGCUCCGGGCCCGCUGGGGCCAGGGGUCGGUCACAAAGUCACCCGCGUGCCAGAAGGCCCAGGUGAGGACGUUCACGCGCCUCAACGACUUGUGCGCCAUCUGCCUGGAUGACUACGAGGAAGGUGACCAGCUCAAGAUUCUGCCCUGCUCACACACCUACCACUGCCGCUGCAUCGACCCCUGGUUCUCACUGGCUGCCCGCCGCUCCUGUCCCCUCUGCAAACAGUCUGUGGCCAGCACCCAAGACGACGGCUCUACUGUGGACAGCGUCUGGGACGAUGACCGGUCCCUGUCCAGCCGGCCGCCUAUCUGGGCCAUGCAGGCACAGCUUCGCUCCCGGAGGCUCGAGCUCCUGGCCCGGGCUGGCCCGUGUCACCGCUGCAGUGCCACGUCCCUGGGGGGGGCUGGCAACAUGGCCUCUUCCAACGCGUCCCCAGGACCCUCAUGA